This is a messenger RNA of Diversispora eburnea, 1538 nucleotides long. Lineage: Eukaryota; Fungi; Glomeromycota; Glomeromycetes; Diversisporales; Diversisporaceae. The record is from the annotation of a GenBank genome assembly.
CAUUUGAACGUGAAUUCUUGCCCAACAACCUGGAUCAUUCGGUUGCAUCAUUAAAUAGGCCAAUCAUAUUGGAAACAACAUAUAACUUGAUUUCUGCGCAUAUAAUCUGUGCAUUCAACUCCACGUUACAUUUAGUCAAGGAAACUGUUGAGAAAAUUUUAUUUGAAAAGAUCGAAAAGCUUCCUAAAAUGAGAAACAAUUUGAUUUUAGACAGAUCAAUAAUCUUAAAAUUGGAGACGAUUUUCCAGACAAGCCAUUCAGAAAUUAUUUCGAAAAUAAUAACCGAAACUGAGGUUGAAAAAAACGUGAAAACAAUGUUAGCUCGAGAUAUGUCCGAAAGGUCUUAUAUUAUUGAAUGCCUUUCGCCAAUAUUUCGUUCUUUUAGAAAUGCAUUUCCCGAAGUUAGAUACGAGUGGAUCGAGAAAGAUGUCAAAUCUUUAAAGGAAGCUGGCAAUAUGUUUGCAGUCAACGUAAGGGCUCGGAAAACUGAUCUGUUGGUUAUGAGGCUGUCUGAUGGCAAGGAAAUUUUACAUAUCGAAGUGUCUGGGCCACCUUACAAACCAGAAAAUAAACAUACAGUUGGAGACGCAAAAAAAUUACUCGUGAUGGCCGUUUGUAAUUUAUGCAGAAUACUAGCAAAUAAUUUCUAUUGCUCGAUUGAUAAUGCCAAAAAAGUUAAAUCAUAUAGUAUUCAGGCAAUUGGGGAUCGAUUAACAUUAUUUUCUGUAUCACUUGUUGACAAGAAAAAAUAUUUGACUAUCGAAUUGGCCUCGUGCAUGAUUCCCUUUUUGAUUAGAACCAUUGGAUACUACAAACAAGUCUUUAAUUUUUUCAAGAUCAUAAGGAAUGAGUUUAUCGAACAAGAAGAACUUCUAGAAAAAAUUAGUUAUUUUAUGCCCUCAGCUAAUGAUGAUGCCAAUAACCUACAAGAUCAAACAGAAAAUGCCAAGCUCAAGAAUGAAAUUGCAAAAUUAAAACGAGCUGUUAAGAAUAUUGAAAAGCAAAAUCGAACAAUUAAAGAUUCUUCAACUCACCACGAAGCGGAUCAAUCCAUGACUAGCACUGACUUAGUAACUUCAGAACAGGUAGUUAACACAAUUUCCAAUACAUCUAACCUUAGUGAAACUUGCUCCGGAAAAUCCAAAUCAUUAGAAGAUAAAGAAAUUGAUGAUCAAGACCUAUCUUUAGUUAAUCAGGAUGCUUCAACGGGAUCUGAAAAGACAAUAAACUUAGCAUUAUGUGAUGCAAAAACCGUGACAAAAUAUCAUGAUCUUAACAAUUCUGAUACUACCUCCGAAAUACUUGAAUCAGACAAUCAAAUCAUAAAAGGUUUAACACAAGAGAUGACCUAUGAUCAAGUAGAAAAUAUUGUUUCUUCCGAAAUCAAUCCUUUAUAUUCAAAUAAUGAUGAGGUAAAUGUUACUGAAAUCACUAAACCUUGUAUACAGGAUAUGGCUCCGGAUUCUGCGCAAAGUUUAUCAGACUUAUUUGAUAAAGCAAUUAAAUUGGAUCAAAAACAAAUUUUAAAUUGGAAAUGA